CUUUCUCGUCCGUGCAGCAACAAACGAUCCCGUCGGAACCUCGCCGAAACCUCGCCGGAACCUUCCCCAGGACGAAAGCCGCAUCUGCGGGCUGUAUAGAGAGAAAGAGAGGGACAGAGACAGAGGGAGGACACACAGAGCGGACAGUACAUGAUGCACCAUGACGGCCACCGCCGCCGCCCAUCAAGCCGAUGGCGACGAUGAUGAUGACGAGGACAACAAUGACCGCGACAGCAACCCCAUCAAUGGAAACACCCGUCUGCCCACUCCAUCGCCCACCCUGUCGCCCGCUGGAAGUGAUUCGGAUGCGCUGUAUGAUGGAGCUGGGCCCAAGCACAAACAGCGCCGCCGCAGCAGUGAAGCGACGCAGGCUCUCAGCUCUCAAGCACUGCACCAUCUGACGGCCUCGCCCGAGUCGCUGCCGCUGCGAUCGCUAGAUGAUGCUCUGCCUGCGCUCCGUGAGACGAGCGAGCAGCAGCAGCUCGGGAUGGAUCAAGACGCAAUGCCAGCCACGGCGUCGCCCUCCGCCAGCUCACCCGCUCCUUCGCCACGGAGGGCGCCGCGACGCCAGUCUUCUCAUCGAACUACAAAGCGCAACAAGCCUUCGCUUCCGCAGCUGCGCACUGACGAGCCACGCGAGAGGAGAGGCAGCAGCGUCACGCACAGAGCCUCGUCUACAGCAGGCGCACUUCGAUCGCCCCUACCCUCCGUGCUGCCCGUUCCGCCACUCUCAUUGCCGACGUAUCUGCACCUGGAGCUGACUUCGGAAAGGCCAUCUCCUCUGUACAUUCAUCGGCCUGCAGCUAGUGAUCACCCCUACGAGACUUCUGCUGUGAAAUUUGAGCGACUCCAUAACUUUCUGAUGCUUCCUCUGCAAUUGGAGCGCGCUCUGGUCUUCGGUGCGAUAGCGUGCCUCGACGCGUGGCUCUAUACCUUUACAAUUCUUCCUUUGAGGUUCUUCAAAGCGCUGCUGCUCCUCCUUCGCGGGCUGGGCAGAAAUGCCGCUCAGGAAUUGGUCGAUAUUGUCGGCUUCACCUAUCAAGGCAUCGGACGCAUGUGGCGGCGCCGACACUCAUCGCCGUUGCAGCACCAGUCUCAGCACCAGUCUCAGCACCAGUCUCAGCAUCAGCACCAGCGCUCUCAGCACCAGAGCCAGCAUAAAAGGCCAGAGAACGACAUGCGUCAAGGGUCAGGCGCCAGCCAUGUUCCAUCUUCUCCCCUCAGGCAAUCUCGUCAAGCAUCGAGCGCAUAUCGACAUCAGCGAACGAGAUCGAAACCCUCGGCGCUCCUUGCGAGCCAUAAAGCAGACCUGCUACAGGGCCUGUUGAUCAUUACCAGUUGCAUUGCACUCAUGUCAUUUGACGCGAGCCGAAUGUAUCACUCCAUCAGAGGUCAAGCCGCCAUCAAGCUUUACGUGAUUUACAACGUCCUCGAAGUUUUCGAUCGUUUAUUGUCUGCGCUGGGGCAGGACAUCCUGGAGUGCUUGUUUUCGCGAGAGACACUGGAGCGCAAUGCCGACGGGCGCAGCAAGAUCAUACGUCCGUUCUGGAUGUUUCUGCUUGCACUGGUCUACGUCAUUGCUCAUUCGACAGCACUGUUUUAUCAAGUCGUCGCGUUGAACGUGGCUGUCAAUUCGUAUUCGAACGCUCUUCUGACUCUACUGAUGAGCAAUCAGUUCGUCGAAAUCAAGGGCACCGUCUUCAAGAAAUUUGUCAAGGAAAACCUGUUCCAGCUCACUUGUGCUGAUGUAGUCGAACGCUUCCAACUAUGGCUCAUGCUGCUCAUUAUUGCACUGCGAAAUAUUGUUGAGGUUGGAGGCCUGAGCAUUAGUCUCAGUAGUGCGUUUGGGGACAUGGGCACCUCAGCAGAAGAAUCAGGAGCAAACGCCGCCACUGGGGUUCCACUUUUAUCUGGGCUUGUCAUUCCCAAGGCCUUCACGCUGAUGCCAAAAUGGACGGGUGAGGUCCUCGGUCCGUUCUUGAUCGUCCUGGGGAGCGAGGCGCUCGUGGACUGGUGCAAGCAUGCCUACAUUUCCAAGUUCAACAACGUGAAACCGAACAUAUAUGCUCGUUUUCUUGACGUUCUGGCCAAAGACUACUACUCACACGCUUUCGUUGAUCAGAAUUUGACGAAGCGCCUGGGGUUGCCCAUUAUUCCUCUCAGCUGCUUGUUUAUCCGAGCAAUGGUCCAGACAUACCACAUGUUCCUGGCCACUCACAUGCCAGCGCCCAUCAUCUCGAGUGCGACCUCGAUUUCAUUAGAUUCUGAUCUGUCAGAGCGGUCUUCGGUGAUCAUGGCCGCCUUGCACAACUUCGACACAGUCCUGCGCCGGGCGCUUGGAAGAUCGACGUUCGGGGCUGGCAACGAGACUGUGUAUUCCGUGGCGUGGUGGAGCCUUGACGAUUUCAUCGCACUCGCGACGAUGGUCAUAUUCUUCUUAGUUGCUUAUCUGAUACUCCUCGCUUUCAAGCUGAUGCUGGGUAUGAUGCUCCUGACGUAUGCUCGUAAUCGAUUUCGAGAUAUGAAAGCCAGAGAAGAGCAGAGCGUAGACACUCAUGGUCGUCGGGUUGGUGGCUGGGGCGCUGUCGAGGUGGAUGAAGACAAGAUGCGGUGGAUAUAUGAAGACGAUGCCGAUGGCUUGGCCAAUCUGAAAGGAAAGGAAAGCAGAGGUCGGCAGAACGCUACUACUGCUGAGCAGGGGCCUCUCAAGCUGGACAAGGUUGAACGGUACAGCAUGAUUGGCAAGCGCAUAUGGUGAAGAACAGACUCUCCUUGCCACUCCAAGUCUGUCGUCGGACAUUGUACGUUUGUGGAGGAAUGAUGAAGAAGGGUAAGGUCGAUACCUAUGUGUAAGGGACGCAUCGCAUCGAGCUCCCUUGUUCACGUCAGAGACACGUGAUGUGUCGUGCUGCUGCUGCUGCUGGUGGUGGUAUGGUGGUAUGGUAGUAUGGUGGUAUGUGCCUGGCAGGACCACGACAGGAUGAUGAAUAUUCACUCAUGUUCCCUUUCUUACCUAAGGUAUUGUAGGUUGUUAUUGGAUGUAAAAUGCAGCUCCCGGCAAU
Molecule: messenger RNA, 3062 nt
Organism: Sphaerulina musiva SO2202
Lineage: Eukaryota; Fungi; Ascomycota; Dothideomycetes; Mycosphaerellales; Mycosphaerellaceae
Product: DUF747-domain-containing protein
Exons: 1
Coding region: 161-2758 (865 amino acids)
Biological process (GO): maintenance of protein localization in endoplasmic reticulum
Cellular component (GO): endoplasmic reticulum membrane
Source: RefSeq, a predicted model, not a curated record